Molecule: messenger RNA, 696 nt
Organism: Camellia sinensis
Lineage: Eukaryota; Viridiplantae; Streptophyta; Magnoliopsida; Ericales; Theaceae
Source: RefSeq, a predicted model, not a curated record
AUGAAGUUAUUGAAUGGUGGAAAUCUACAAAAACAUAGAGGAGUGAUUUUGAAGCUUGAUUUUGAGAAGGCUUAUGACUCAAUAAACUGGAAUUUUUUGUUCUUAAUGUUGUCCAAUUUCGGAUUUGGGAAGAAAUGGCUUGGCUGGAUUAAGGAGUGUUUAUCUUCAUCUAGGAUUUCAGUUCUGCAAAUGAAGUUAUUGAAUGGUGGAAAUCUACAAAAACAUAGAGGAGUGAUUUUGAAGCUUGAUUUUGAGAAGGCUUAUGACUCAAUAAACUGGAAUUUUUUGUUCUUAAUGUUGUCCAAUUUCGGAUUUGGGAAGAAAUGGCUUGGCUGGAUUAAGGAGUGUUUAUCUUCAUCUAGGAUUUCAGUUCUGUUCGCCGAUGACAUAAUCAUUUUCUAUGAAGCUGAUUCAGAGGAGAUAUUUUCGAUUAAAAGGAAUUCACAAGGUGCCUAUGUGUACUUUGGCAUACCCUUGGGGCCUAAUCCAAGAAGACAGUCAACUUGGCAACUAGUAAUUGAUAAAGUAAGGAAAACGUUGUCUUUGUGGAAAAGGAAGUUGUUGUCUUUCGCAGUGGAUAUAGUGAAGUCAAGGAUAGCUUUUCGGGGAAAGAGCAAUAUUGCAGGGGUGCAGUACUCAGUUCAAGACCUAGUGAUUAACUUGAAUAAGUUGUUGCUGCUGUUUGUUGAUGAUUAG